CUCUUGUCUCUCCCUCCUCCUCCCACUCCUCCUCCUGCUCCUCCUCCCGGGGUGGAUGGCGGCGGCCAGAGUUGGAACCCCAGCCGCGCUGCCCGUGAAGGUCACAGGUGGAGUCAGGCCCAAGGUGUGGGGAGGCCCUGAGCAGACACGCUGGCACCUGUUCCACAGAUCUUCCAAGUGGUUGUGUUUCUGCAAAACCAGGAAAAGUGAAGGAGUUGUUUCCAUCUGGUACCAAAGAGACGUCUUAUCUGAUUCAUAGACAAGACCACAAUCUGAUCCCAAAGAUGUGCUCCACGAACCCAGGGAACUGGGUCACAUUUGAUGAUGACCCCACUUUUCAGUCCUCUCAAAAGUCAAAGAAUUUCCCUUUGGAGAACCAAGGCAUCUGUAGGCCAAAUGGACUUAAACUGAAUCUUUCUGGUCCUAAGGAAUUUCCCAGUGGAUCUUCCUCCACCAGCAGUACCCCCCUCUCCUCUCCCAUCAUAGACUUUUACUUCAGUCCAGGACCUCCAAGUAACUCUCCUCUUUCUACACCUACCAAAGACUUCCCAGGUAUUCCUGGCAUCCCCAAAGCAGGGACUCAUGUGCUUUAUCCUAUUCCAGAAUCAUCUUCAAACAGUCCACUUAUCCCAGGAGCAGAUUCUUCCUUAUUGCCUACUAAACCAACCUGUUUAACCCAUGCUUCCUUACCCAAUGACCACUCGUGUAUACAUGCAGCUCCCAAAGUGGGCCUUUCAGAUGAAACGAGCCCUCGCCAGGCUGAAAGCCCAGGGUUCCAGAGUGAUACUCCCCAGUUUCAGUAUUUUCGGGAGGACUGUGCCUUUUCAAGUCCAUUUUGGAAAGAAAAAGGCAGUGCUUCCCAGCCCACCUUUGAUCCUUCAGGAAGCAGAAAGACAUUUCCAGCAAGAGACAAAGAGAUACCCAUUGAUCAAAAAGGCUUAAAUCAGGGUUCACUCAACUACAUCUGUGAGAAACUUGAGCAUCUCCAGUCCGCUGAGAACCAAGACUCAUUUGGAAAUUUGUCUAUGCGGUGUCUGUAUGCUGAAGAUGCUGCCUCUUCCUUUGUCCCCCACAUGCUCUUCAGGAGUCAGCCAAAAGCUGGAUGGUCUUUCAUGCUGAGGAUUCCUGAGAAGAAGAACAUGAUGUCUUCUCGCCAGUGGGGGCCAAUUUUUCUAAAAGUCUUACCUGGAGGAAUUUUGCAGAUGUAUUAUGAGAAGGGAUUAGAAAAACCAUUUAAAGAGUUACAGCUCGAUCCAUACUGCAGACUUUCUGAUCCCAAACUUGAGAACUUUAGUGUGGCAGGAAAAAUCCAUACUGUGAAGAUCGAACAUGUGUCUUACACAGAAAAAAGGAAAUACCAUUCUAAGACAGAAGUAGUUCAUGAACCAGACAUAGAACAGAUGCUGAAGUUGGGGUCCACAGAGUACCACGACUUCCUUGACUUUCUGACCACUGUGGAGGAGGAGCUGAUGAAGCUGCCAGCUAUUUCAAAACCAAAGAAGAACUAUGAAGAACAAGAAAUUUCCCUGGAAAUUGUGGACAACUUUUGGGGUAAAAUCACUAAAGAAGAAGGAAAACUGGUUGAUAGUGCUGUGAUAACUCAAAUCUUUUGCCUCUGCUUUGUGAAUGGGAACACAGAGUGCUUUUUAACCUUGAACGACCUUGAGCUGCAGAAGCGUAAUGAACACUAUUUUGAAAAAGACCCAGAAAAGAAGAGGAUUGAUAUUCUUGACUACCAUUUUCAUAAGUGUGUAAAAGCACAGGAAUUUGAGCAAUCCAGAAUUAUUAAGUUUGUGCCUCUGGAUGCCUGCCGGUUUGAGCUGAUGCGUUUCAAGACUCUGUAUAAUGAGGAAGAUCUUCCCUUUUCACUCAAGUCUGUCGUGGUUGUCCAGGGGGCAUACGUGGAGCUUCAGGCCUUUGUUCACAUGGCCCCAUUGGUCCAGAGACCAUCCCAUGCCAGUUCCUUGAGGUACUGUGACAACAUCAUGAUACACUUUCCAGUCCCUUCACAGUGGAUCAAGGCCCUCUGGACCAUGAACCUCCAGAGGCAGAAGUCCCUGAAAGCCAAAAUGAACCGCCGGGCAUGUCUGGGGAGUUUACAUGAACCUGAAUCUGAACCUGUCAUACAAGUCACUGUGGGGUCAGCAAAAUAUGAGAGUGCCUACCGGGCUGUGGUAUGGAAGAUAGACCGGCUUCCCGAUAAAAAUUCAAGUCCUGAUCAUCCCCAUUGUUUGUCAUACAAACUAGAACUUGGAUCAGACCAAGAAAUUCCCUCUGAUUGGUAUCCAUUUGCUACCGUUCAGUUUGGGAUUCUUGACACCUGUGCCUCAAGGACAGAGGUCAGGUCUCUGGGGGUGGAGAGUGAUGUCCAGCCACAGAAACAUAUUCACCAGCGAGCUUGCUACAACAUCCAGGUUGAAAUAGAAAAGAAGUGGAUUAAAAUCGAUGGAGAAGACCCAGAUAAAGCUGGAGACUGUGUAACUCAGUAGGAGCAAGUGUUGGUGCUGAUGACCUGCUUUUCAAAUCUGCAGUUCACAGAAGCCACACAAAGUUCUACUACUGUACGGUGGAAAUGACAGGUCCAAUAACUAUGCUCAGAGAAGUGUAGACCUGAAACUGAACCAUCUAUAUUUUAUGCUUUUGAUAGGUUUGUACCCUAGGAAUUUGGUCUAAAAUGGGUCUAUAAUUUUCAUGGUGUUUUUGUUUCUUAGUGAAACUCAAAGGCACUCUCAUUCAGUGUGUGACCUGACAGCCCCUUGGUUAAAGCAUUUUUGAUUUUUGAUUACUCAGUGGCUCAUUGUUUUAUAGCAUAGAUUACUUGGGUGCCGUACGUAGUAUCCUCCAGUCCCCAUCUUUAUUGUUAAAUUGCAUCUGCAGUGGAGGAGAAGGCAAAGGAGACAGAAACCAAGACACUUAAUUUUCCCUCUUGCUCUGCUCCGAAAUGUGACUAGUUGUAGAACAAUGUUGAAACCACAGGCUAGAAUGGAGAUAAGGACCUAUAUCUGAUUCUGAAUUGUUUAUCUUCCUGUCCUAUUACCGCAUUGGUGAGUAAUCAUCAGCUAUAUUUUUUGCCUGUUUUCCUCCGCCUGUAUUAUUAUUUUCAAAAUGUAUUUCUAUUCUGGCGUGUGUUGCAAUGAUGCUAGUUCUGUUGAUAUACAUGUUUUAGUACAAGUCACUAAGACAUACUGCCAUUUGCUUGGAGAGAUUCCUUUCAAAAUGGCAUCCCAGUAUUGGACACUAGUUAAAAUAUUUAUAGGUUAAAAAUGAAUUUUUAAAGUUCAUGAAUAUUUUCCAAAAGUGCAGACUCUAAGAAUGUAUUCUGAUAAAGUAUUGUUUGUAAUUAACACAGGACUCUCUGGAGUGGAAGUCUAAAUCAUAUUAUUAUUUUAUGCCACUUCCACGAUCAUGCUAUUUAUGCUAAUUCUGCUUGGAGUCUUUUUCUUUAUAAGAUGAGCAAAGUGAAAGACACUAGAUUAUUUUACCUAGAUUUCUAAGAAGUGACAUUUCUCUUCUUCAAAGUCAGGUAAAUGUUUGUUUUUUAAUGAAAAGCCAGUGGUGUUAGCAGUUAUAAUUCUGUUUAUAAUUUCCUUUCAGCAUUUACAGUGAAAGGUCAGAGUUUUAAAUUUAUGAAAUCUAUAUACUAGGUAUUUUUUGUCAGAAAAAGAUGUGGAAAAAACUUGUGGUGUUAGUACACCCUCAAUUUAUGUUGAUCCUUAAAUAUGAUUAGGAGAUAUUUUUCUCUGUUUACUAGAUUAAAGUCAAAACUGAUAUAAUCGUGUUUUUCCAAACAACAUUAUUUGUUGGCCUGCAAAGUCGAUCUCAUACAUUUCAUUUAAUGUUACAUCACAUUCAGUUUAAUCUGCUCAAAAUGCAGAUUAAAAGCAACACUUAUGAUGGUCUGUAUCCAUCAGCAGAUUUAAUGCUUUUCAUUAUUUUACUGUAAAGGCAAAGAAUGCAAAAGUUGACUUAAAAUGAAUUGGUAUUGCUCUUUUUAACUUCACUUGAUGUAUUGCUCAUAAUAUCAUUUGCUUGAGAUUCACUGUUGAUGUAUAGGAGAGUAAAUCUAUGUGUGUGUCAUUUAAAAACAAAAACAAAAACACCGCAAACUUCACCAUCCUGCCUCUUUGGUGUGGCCUGUUCUGGACUGACUUUAGUCUGCUCAGAAUACCUAUGGAGGCAGGUCAAACCUGAAGCUGCUGCGGGAUCCCAGGGACGUUAGCUGGGUUAAUUACCACUGCCCCUUUCAAAUCUGUUUUAUGGCAUCCUGCCCAUUAAGAACUCAGAGUCUGAUUCAGAUGAACUUAAUGAAUAUUUACACCUCAAAGUCAUUUCAGCAUAGGGUUCAAUUAAUCGCUCCUCAGGCUUCACAGGUGCCAGUAUGUGCGGGUACCUCACUGCUGGGGUCAUUUAUUCACCAGCCUUCCAGCCUUCAGGAGCAUUUCAAGCUUCUGUGCUGGAAAUAUAACAAAAGGCUGCCUGAAGCCGGAGUUGAGUUUCUGCGGCAGUGCAAAGGUUGAUGGCAGGAACAGCGGGGCACUGCAGCAUAAUUAUUAAUUUGCACAUCUAUUAGGAUCCUUAAAUAUUCAUUACUUAGCAUUAAAUUAGCAUUCUGUGUAGGGUGGAGAGGCUCUUUAAUACAAUUCUUCGGACCUCAGAAAUGGCGGAAGGUCAAAUGCAAUGGUGAUGCUCCAAGUGAAAAACCAGGUUGGGUCCAUUGAGACUUAAAAGUAGGUAGAAUCUCCUUUGCCAGGAAUUAAGUGAUGAUCUUCAAAACAAAAAACACCCACUUUUAAGGUCGAGAAGGGGGGAAGAAAUGAGUAAAGGAGGAACUAUUCCUUUCUAGCAUUUCAACUUAGGUAAUUUAGAUCAACGCUUUAGGAGUUCGACCCUUGCGGGGUCAGGUGUUUAAUUGACACAAUGGCAGACGUCCAAGGAGUUGACCAGUUUGGGAUGAAUUAUUCUGCUCUAAUUGGUCUGGUCUGAUUGCCUUACCAGCCAAAGGAUCAUAUUAACUGUAUAAAUGAAUUCAUGGCUUGAUGGUUACCUGAUCAGUUGUACAGAUCUGAAUUUAAGGACAUUUCCUUUUAACGGGAAUAGAAAUAGUUGAUCCAUUAAAAAGUAUGAAAAGAAAAAAACCUUUCCAGCAUAAAUAAAAGCUGGCAUUUUUGAUCCGAUUUAUAUAUUUGGCAGUUCGAGGAUUUUUAGUUCUCUUCAUUCUGGAUCCGUGUUUAUGAUAUAGUCCUUUCCCUAGUAAAUUCAGUUAGAAGGCCUUCCUUAAUAAUGACUAAGUAUUAUUAUAUCUUACUCAAAAUAUGAUUUUAUUUCAUAUCAAUACAAAUAUAAAACAAGAUUGAGCCUUAAUAACCAUGUAACAAAGUAUUUUGUAGAUCAUGUAUUGAUUUUUUAAAAUUAAAGAUGUAUUUCAAAUUA
Phacochoerus africanus (Common warthog) is the source of this 5430-nucleotide messenger RNA. RefSeq names its product stonin 1 (gene STON1). The record is from RefSeq and is a predicted model, not a curated record. Bases 285 to 2489 code for a protein of 734 amino acids. The transcript has 5 exons. Gene Ontology annotation, molecular function: clathrin-cargo adaptor activity. Gene Ontology annotation, biological process: regulation of endocytosis; clathrin-dependent endocytosis; synaptic vesicle endocytosis. NCBI's taxonomy places the organism in Eukaryota, Metazoa, Chordata, Mammalia, Artiodactyla, Suidae. Gene Ontology annotation, cellular component: synaptic vesicle; AP-2 adaptor complex.